This is a messenger RNA of Cladophialophora immunda, 1479 nucleotides long. RefSeq lists its product as uncharacterized. Gene Ontology annotation, molecular function: monooxygenase activity; FAD binding. The transcript has 3 exons. Lineage: Eukaryota; Fungi; Ascomycota; Eurotiomycetes; Chaetothyriales; Herpotrichiellaceae. The record is from RefSeq and is a predicted model, not a curated record. Bases 1 to 1479 code for a protein of 492 amino acids. Gene Ontology annotation, biological process: secondary metabolite biosynthetic process.
AUGGACUUCUCACCUGUUCCCAUGAGAGUACAGAUUGAGCGAGAUGCCGGUACCAGGUUGAAGAUCAUCGUGGUGGGCGCGGGGCUUGGCGGGCUCGCGACGGCAAUAUCAUGCCGGCUUGCUGGUCAUGAAGUCACCGUCCUGGAGUCCGCGGCCUCAAUGGGCGAGAUCGGGGCGGGUCUGCAGACGUUGGCAAACUCGUCCCGAGUCCUCAUCUCUUGGGGCAUGGGCGAACAACUCAGCCAAUGUGCGACGACGCCGCGGCUCUGCAACAUGAUCGGAUGGCGAGGGGAGACCAUAUCCACGUGGGACAUCCACAAGUCUACGCGCGAGGAAUGGGGCAGUCCGUACUGGGAUCUGCAUCGCGUCAGUCUGCAUCAGUGUCUCUGGGAUCGGGCGGUGGAACUGGGUGCAGAGGUGCGGGCCAAUUCACGAGUCACCGAUGUCAGGGUCGCAGCGGACGGAAGCUCUGCGACUGUGGUUGUGCGACAAGGCGAGCAGGAGACCCGCAUCUUCAUGAACGCAGAUCUUGUGGUCGGCGCAGACGGCGUCAGAAGCCACUGUCGAGAUCUUCUGGUUGGGAGAAACGACCCUCCGGCCAAGUCGGGCGAUAUGGCGUACAGGGUUCUCCUCAACACCGACGACAUGUUGAAGGAUCCAGAACUGAGGGAUUUCGUGUUGGAUCCGCAGGUCAACUACUGGAUUGGACCUGAAUGUCAUGUGGUGUCGUACGUCCUGAGAGGAGGCAAACAGUUUAAUAUGGUCCUCUUGGUGCCCGAUGAUUUACCGGAGGACGUCGUCACGCAGGAGGGGAACGUCGAAGUUAUGCAAGCUUUGUUUAAAGACUGGGACCCGAGAGUCCGCAAGAUUCUAUCUACCUGUUCGCAGGUCAAGAAAUGGCGCCUCUGUACCCGAACGCCCACACCAAGCUCCCCGUCUUGGUACCACCCCAGCGGGACUUUCGUCCUGCUCGGCGAUUGCGUCCACGCCACUCUCCCUUACCUGGCGAGCGGCGCCGGCAUGGCGAUCGAAGACGCCUCUGUCCUAGGGCUCUGCCUCUCACGCAUAUCCUCGAGCUCCACGCCACAGGAGAAGCUCCAUGCUCUGAGGGUGUAUGAAAUGUGCCGGAAACCGCGCACUCAACGGGUGGUCGAGAAAGCGUACGAGAGCCAGUAUCUAUAUCAUCUUCCGGACGGUCCGGAGCAGAGGGAGCGGGACCGAAAGAUGAGGGCGUUUGAGGACGCAUAUCACACUCAAGGGCACGGAGCAGUGCCCCAGGGGUUGAUGCAGGGGGACGAUCCGUUCGCCUGGAGGAGCGGUGGGGUUGGAAAGUGGCUAUUUGAGUAUGAUUGCGCGGUGGAUGUGGAGAGAUGUUGGGCAUUGCUCCAUGCAGAGGAAGAGGCUGCUGCAAGGACGGCUCCGCGCUCAGAUUCGAAGAAACUCGACUUGGUUAGCCUGGUGGCAACUGCAAGGCUUUAG